This is a messenger RNA of Microthlaspi erraticum, 267 nucleotides long. The record is from the annotation of a GenBank genome assembly. NCBI's taxonomy places the organism in Eukaryota, Viridiplantae, Streptophyta, Magnoliopsida, Brassicales, Brassicaceae.
AUGGAAGUGAUGGAAAUCGCUGGAAAAGAUCCACUAAGAGCUCCAAUAUCUCUUGCUCUAGAAAUGAGGUCUUUUGGAGCAUUUUGGAGCAUAUGGGACGUGAGGAGCAAGGAAGGACUUGGUGCAUGGACGCAGCUCAACUGGAUACGCAAAGGAGAAGGAGGAAGCCACCUUGAAGACCAGCUAACACCUACUCGACCGGCCAAGUUCAACUCGAUCGAGCUUAGAAGUCAAAGUCAAACCCGAAAAAUGUUGCUUCCCCCUUGA